AUGGCUGGGCGAUCUCACUUCUGUUUCUUGGAUAGAUAUUCGGGGUACAAUCAGAUCUCAAUAUCCCCCAAAGACAUAGAGAAAACAUCAUUCACCUGUCCGUAUGGCAUAUUUGCCUUUCGGACAAUGCCUUUUGGACUUUGCAAUGCACCGACUAUAUUCCAGCGGUGUAAGUUAGCCAUUUUCACGGACAUGGUUGAAGACAUUAUGGAGGUUGAAGCUGUGGCUCUCCCAACCAAUGCUGCAAAGGGGGUGACAGGCUUUCUAAAGAAAAACAUCUUCACACGUUUUGGCACCCCGAGAGCUAUAAUCAGUGAUGGUGGAACCCAUUUUGGCAAUAGAGCGUUCGCACAGCUGUUGGAAAAGUAUGGAGUUCACCAUAAGGUGACCACCCUUUAUCACCCACAGUCGAACGGGCAAGUUGAAGUGUCAAACCGGGAAAUCAAAAGUGUCCUAACCAAGACACUGAAUGCAACAAGGACUGAUUGA
Nicotiana attenuata is the source of this 489-nucleotide messenger RNA. RefSeq lists its product as uncharacterized. The record is from RefSeq and is a predicted model, not a curated record. The transcript has 2 exons. Gene Ontology annotation, biological process: DNA integration. Lineage: Eukaryota; Viridiplantae; Streptophyta; Magnoliopsida; Solanales; Solanaceae. Gene Ontology annotation, molecular function: nucleic acid binding. The coding region runs from base 1 to 489 and encodes 162 amino acids.